This is a messenger RNA of Conger conger (European conger), 2981 nucleotides long. RefSeq names its product STE20 related adaptor alpha (gene strada). Gene Ontology annotation, biological process: protein phosphorylation. The record is from RefSeq and is a predicted model, not a curated record. The coding region runs from base 252 to 1547 and encodes 431 amino acids. The transcript has 14 exons. Gene Ontology annotation, molecular function: protein serine/threonine kinase activator activity; protein kinase activity; ATP binding. Lineage: Eukaryota; Metazoa; Chordata; Actinopteri; Anguilliformes; Congridae.
CAUUUUCAUCCUAUCAGUGAACUACUGGACGUGCCACUCAAUGGACGAAGAUAUUAGCUAGCUAAUGGCUGCUUCUUGAAAUUUCACUAAAAUAAUUUAAAUUGAGAAUUUUAUAUAUUUGGUUAAUUAUUGGAUGUUCCGUAGCCGUCAUAACUCAAGCACAAACCGUGUCAGCGCCUGCCCGCCGUUGUCAAAAGCUUACUUUAUUUCUGAAUGGACAUUCUGAAGCUGUAGCUGCAAUAGCAGGAUCCAUGUCGUUUUUGCGUUGGGUGUCCGAGAAGCUAAGUGUGGAGAGCUUAAGGGAUCUGGAGUUGUUUGGAGAGCAAGCUCAGGGGAGCGUUCACAGGAAACCUUCCACUCAGAUCCAUGAGGACAGCUGCGAGUCUCUGACCUCCAUCCCUCGCCAGGACACUAUGGGGAGCUUCCUGCCCGAUAGCGCCUCCUAUGAGCUCCUCACCGUCAUAGGCAGAGGACUGGAGGGCCUGAUGACGGUGAACCUUGCGAGAUACCGUCCCACAGGGGAACACGCGGCCGUCCGCCGUAUUGACCUUGAGUCCUGCACCAACGAUAUGGUCAACUACCUGCAGGGUGAGCUCCAUGUCUCCAAGCUGUUCCACCACCCCAGCAUCCUGCCCUAUAAGACCAUAUUCAUUGCGGAGAACGAGCUUUGGGUCAUCACCCCCUUCAUGGCCUAUGGCUCUGCGAGAGACCUGAUCAUCACGCACUUCACAGAUGGCAUGAGUGAACUGGCGAUUGCGUACAUCCUGCUUGGCGUAUUAAAGGCCCUGGAAUACAUCCACCACAUGGGCUACGUACACAGGAGUGUGAAGGCCAGCCACGUGCUGGUCUCUGCAGACGGCCAGGUGUUCCUGUCAGGACUGCGCAGCAUCUUCAGCCUGAUCCGGCAUGGCCAGCGCACACGUGUGCUCCACAACUUUCCCCCCUACAGCGUUAAAGUGCUGCCCUGGCUCAGCCCUGAGGUCCUGCAGCAGAACCUACAGGGCUAUGACUUUCAUUCUGACAUCUACAGCCUGGGGAUCACAGCCUGUGAGCUGGCCAAUGGCCACGUCCCUUUCAAGGACAUGCAUGCCACGCAGAUGCUGCUAGAGAAGCUGAACGGCACAGUGCCCUGCCUGCUGGACACCAGCACCAUCCCCCCGGAGGAGCUGACCAUGAAGCCCUCCUGCUCCGGAGCCGACUCCGGCAUCUGCGAGGGCCCGGGGGCCAGCGGGUCCCGCCACACCAACGGGGAGCCGCCCGCCACGGGCCCCCACCCAUACAGCCGCACCUUCAGCCCCCACUUCCACGCCUUCGUGGAGCUCUGCUUGCAGAGGGACCCCGAGAAGAGGCCGUCUGCCAAUGCGCUCCUUGGACACCCUUUCUUCAAACAGAUUAAACGGCGGCCCUCUGAAGCUCUGCCUGAACUGCUUCAGCCUGUGACCGCCAUCGCCAGCUUUGACUGCGUUCCGCCGCCCGACUCUCCCACUGGCUUGGCCAGCCUGGAGUCCGGUCUAAGUCUCCUCGAGAUGGACGACUGGGACUUCUGACGGCGCUUAGGUUCAAAGGAUUGGUCAGUUCCAGGUGCCGUCAGACAACUUUUAGACCGGAAGGACCAAUUUACGGACUUGAAUGACCUGACUGUGAAAUAGAUUAGCCUACUGUGGUCUGAGCUGACUGUGGAUUGGACACAUUGAUUUUUAAACUAAGUAUUUUAUUGCUAACUGAGGAUCCUUUGAGGGUUGAUUAAAACUAGAGGAGGCCUCCUGUCCUUUCCUUCCCUGUCCUCUCCCAUAGCUUCAGGAUGCAUGUGCUGCGAAGAGCUCAAAUUCUCAUAGAUUCUAAAGUCAUGUCGUUGGACAUAAAAGACCACGAAGUAGCAGCAUGUGCAUUCUUGCCUUUACAGCAGUGUUAACACUCGGAAGUGGUGCUGGGAGAGAUUACCCAUUGGUUCAGAAAGACUCCUUCUCCAUGCUUCACAGCUAAAUGACAACACACACAUCUCUUUGCUUGCCCUGUGCCAUUGGGCGGUUGUACUGCAGUUUUUAGUUUAUGUUUUAAGUAAGGGUCUGGCCUUUUUCAAAAUUAUGUUCUGUGGAACUGUUGAAAACUUCUUCAGUUAGAGCGUAAAGUUCAGAUCACAGGGGAACAGAAAGUCCUCUUUGCAAAAUACAGCCUUGUUAUUUUUAAGGUGUUGGUCACAGUGAUCUUUUUUGUCUGGUCACAAGGUGAAUAAAGGGCAAAUGCUAGUCUAAAGCUACCAGUGAUUUCUACUGGACUGAACGUGUUCCUCUGCUAGUUUUAUUCUUCACAUUAAUUCCCCCUUUACCACACAAACUACAAAAACUGAAAUGAGUCUAUUAAUGAGGCUGAUAAAUAAAGUAGCUUGCCAGAACAAGAUUACUUGCAGCAAAAACAACAUGUCAGAAGAGGCAGCUAGUUUAGCUUAAAUUGAACCACCUUACAGACUAGUAACAAUGUAUUGUGUGUUAUCGGCAUCUGUGAAUCAACCUUUUUAUGAUGGGGGUACAUCAAGUAUAUGUGAAGGGACAAAAUGGUGGAAUAUACUGGGCUGUGAUUUUGUGUUUUAUUCUAAAGCUUACAGAUGGCAACAGACGGCAUAACAAAUAGAGCUAAUGUAGAACAUUUCCCCACAUCCUUUCUGUAACAUUAUAGACAGUACAUUUGACUAUAGGUAGCUCAUUUCUGGAUACAUGCAACAUUUAGGCAGACGGUUCAAUAAGUUAAACUGGUCAAUAAUAUAGGCAGCUGUAUUUUCAUAAUGAAAAUGUAUAAAUAGUCACUAUUGCCUAUUUCUGUCACCUUAAAUCUGAUCCCCACUCACUUUUUGAGGACAGUAUUGGAAAUGUUGAUCUUCACACUGCACAUUGCUGCUCAGCUCGUCAUUGUUGGGGUGGAGGUUUGGAAGAACCGACAAUGUGUUAAGUGUGCCCAUCUUUCAAAUAAAAAAAAAAUAAAAACCA